AUGGAUGGGGGAGCAGGCCCCUACCCCUCGGAGUCCUCCACUAAGUGGCCGGCCAAUGCGGACGGCUACUCGCUACUGUCUCGCAUCGGGCAUGGAGCCUUUGCGACAGUGUAUAAGGCACGGGUCAAUCAGGGCCCUGCUGCGGGUUCCGAAGUGGCGGUGAAGGUCAUUGAGUUGGAGGAAUUUGCGGAUUCGAGCCUGGAAGAGAUCCGGCGAGAGCUGCAAAUGAUGAAGAUGUGUCGCCAUGAGAAUGUCAUUGCGUACCACGUGGCGUUCCCGGCCAAAAGACAGAUGUGGUUAGUAAUGCCUCUGCUGGAGGGUGGCUCCUGCGCUUAUGUGAUGAGGGCUACCUGCACUCAUAUGGGUUUCGAGGAUGAAAGCAUCAUUGCAUACAUCCUGCGGGAAACUGCCAAGGCCGUGAAGUACUUUCACGACAACAUGCAGAUUCAUCGAGAUCUCAAAGCAGGGAACAUCCUUCUCAGUUUGGAUGCAAAGGUAUUCCUGUCAGACUUUGGCGUCGCUGCGCCCCUCAGGGACGACAAGAAGCGACAAACUUUCGUUGGCACUCCCUGUUGGAUGGCCCCGGAGGUCUUAGAACAAACCAAUGGCUAUGACUACAAGGCAGACAUCUGGUCUUAUGGAAUCACGGCCAUUGAGCUGGCUAACGGAGAGGCGCCCUACCAAAGGAUGCACCCUCUGAAGGUCAUGAAAAUUAUCAUAGAGAAAGAUCCGCCCAAGGCGAACAGGAAACUCUCGCACCACUUCUUAGACCUCAUCGAAAUGUGUCUACAGAAAGAUCCGAAGAAGCGGCCGACCAUGGAAGAGGUCUGCGAUAGAAACGCCAAGUUUUUCCGAACGGCCGACGCCGAGCCCUUGAAGAAGCUCUUGAGUCGGUUACCGCCCUUGGACCAGAGGAUACCUCCGCAACCCAUCGCCAAAGAGGAGAAGGAGCCACGGGAGUCUGCGCCAAAGGAGCAAUGGGAUUUUGCCGUCGACGAUGGUGAUGAGUUUCCAGGGCUGAACGAAACUGAGAUGUGA
Messenger RNA from Symbiodinium necroappetens, 1038 nucleotides. Lineage: Eukaryota; Dinophyceae; Suessiales; Symbiodiniaceae. The record is from the annotation of a GenBank genome assembly.